Xenopus tropicalis (tropical clawed frog) is the source of this 1951-nucleotide messenger RNA. Its product is annotated as SET and MYND domain-containing protein 5-like. Gene Ontology annotation, molecular function: histone H4K20 trimethyltransferase activity; histone H4K20 methyltransferase activity; histone H3K36 trimethyltransferase activity. Lineage: Eukaryota; Metazoa; Chordata; Amphibia; Anura; Pipidae. Gene Ontology annotation, biological process: regulation of cell differentiation. The record is from RefSeq and is a predicted model, not a curated record. Gene Ontology annotation, cellular component: cytoplasm. The transcript is spliced from 13 exons. Bases 81 to 1289 code for a protein of 402 amino acids.
GGUGCCGGUCGGUAGCCCCUGGAAGGGAUAGGCAGUCCCCGGAUCAGCUGGCCCAGGGCGGGGGUCACGUCCCUCCCAUCAUGGCCGCCUCCAUGUGCGACGUGUUCGCCUUUUGUGCCCCACAGGAGCCGCCGCGCCGGGCAGUGGAGAUUCGCUUUGUCAGCAGCGGCAAGGGGAAGGGCCUGUUUGCCACUCGGGCCAUACGGAAAGGGGAGACGAUAUUCCAGGAAAAGCCGCUCGUAUCCUCCCAGUUCCAGUGGAAUGCGCUGUACCGGUACCGGGCUUGCGAUCACUGCCUGCGCUCUCUCGAGACUGCCGAGGAGAAUGCCCAGAGACUGUCCGGAAAUGCCCACGUGGUCCUGCCGUACCCAGAGCUCUGCACAGUCCGAAAUGGGCUGCACCAGCAGUGCCCGCGAUGCCAGGUGACGUACUGCAGUGCCGAGUGCCUCAAAGCCGCCGCGGAUCAGUACCACCGGGCCCUCUGCCUGGGGGCCUCCAGGGAUAAUCCGGCACAUCCCCUCAAUAAACUGGAGGAGGCCUGGAGGAAUAUGCAUUACCCGCCGGAGACUGCCAGCAUCAUGCUAAUGGCGCGGAUGGUGGGCACUAUUAAGCAGGUACAGGCCCAGGAUAAGGACUGGUGGAUGCACCUUUUCUCCCAGUUCUGUAACAAGACAGCCAAUGAGGAGGAGGAGAUUGUCCAUAAGCUUCUGGGAGACAAGUUUAAGGGCCAACUGGACCAGCUGCGGCGACUUUUCACGGACGCAUUGUAUGAGGAGCGCGUGAGUCGAUGGUUCACCCCAGAAGGUUUCCGCUCGCUCUUUGCACUGGUUGGCACCAACGGGCAGGGGAUUGGCACGAGCUCGUUGAGCCAGUGGGUUCAUGCCUGUGACGCCCUAGAACUCCCACCUCGAGAGCGGGAACAGCUGGAUUCUCUCAUAGACCAACUCUACAAGGACAUAGAGAAGGUGACGGGAGAAUUUCUGAACUGCGAGGGAUCCGGGCUGUACCUGCUGCAGAGCUGCUGUAACCAUAGCUGUGUGCCAAACGCAGAGGCCUCUUUUCCAGACAACAACUUUAUCCUCCAUCUCACUGCUUUGGAAGAUAUCCAGCCUGGAGAGGAAAUCUGCAUUAGUUACCUAGACUGUUGCCAGAGGGACCGCAGCCGGCACAGCCGCCAAAAGAUUCUCAGGGAGAACUACCUGUUCGUGUGUUCCUGCCCCAAGUGCCUAGCGCAAGCUGAUGACCCCCGACAUCACGUCCGAGGAAGAAGAGGAGGAGGAGGAGGAUGACGCUGAGCUGGAAGGGGAAGCAGAGGAUGCAGAGCUGGAGGAUGAGAUGACGGACGUGUGAAAUGAGAACUUUGUCUCCGCCCCUUUCCAUCAUGUCCAAUCACAGACCAAACUGUUCAACUCUCUUCCACUGCCAUUUCUAGUCACUCACUUGAGCUGUUCCCAGUCGGAGCAUUGUGAUUGGUUGAGCCAGUUACCGGCGGAACACUCAUUAUCCGUCAUUUGUUGUGUUGCACUUGGAAUGUUUCAUUUGCCCCAGCUUGUGGGGGGACCUCCUACUUCUUUAUGAGCCCCCAUACUGUAUGCCACGUGACCACACUAUGCUGGUCUGCAUGUCACUGCCCAACCAUAUUUCCUUAUGUGCCGCAUACCCACUGUAGCCGGGGGGCGCCGGUGGGGGUGCAGCAAUAGGCAGCGCUUAGGAUUUCUGUUUGCCCAGAAUGAUUUUUGCUUGAUUUGUAGAUCCCCCCAGCUUCCAGGUGUGUAAUAGGCAACUAGAUUCCUUAUUUAUAUCAUAGCCGCCUCUCUCAGCCCGGUGCCACCAACCUCAGUACCACACAGGCAUGUUUCAUCUCUGCACUGCCUGCUCCUCUCAGGAACAACACCCCAAGUCCGGCCAAACACAACAACUACACCCAAAAACAAAACAAAACAAAAAAAAA